AGUUUGUUUUGUUUACAUUUACAAAAUACAGUCGGUCGAAAGUCAUGCGAUGAAGCUGAAGACUUUUUGUGAUUCUGCGCUAAGAGUAGCAUUUUAUCAAUAUAAAUAACGAGCUAAGUUGCCAAUUAAUAAUUGGGAUGUUUCAAAGAAAAUCAAAGGAUUACGUUGGUGUACAGUAUCACAGUUUAAAAAAGAGUAAAUUCAGUGAUUCGAGUUAUGUAGAAACGCAGUAUUCAUUCAAACCAAUACCAUGGAAAGCUCUAUUCCUGGCAUUCCUCCUGUGUGUAGUUGGCACUUGUUUGCUUAUUACUGGCUCUUUAAUUGUUUCUGGUCAUAUAGAUGAAAAGUAUGCAGACAGAAUGUGGCCUCUUUUCAUCAUAGGAUUAUUGAUGUUUCCUCCAGGAGCUUAUCAUAUGCAUAUUGCUUUUUGUGCCUAUAAGAAAUAUCCUGGUUAUUCCUUCAGUGAUAUUCCAGAGUUUGAUUGAUUAUUGUUAGGCCUAAUAGAAUAUUAAUUAUACCUGAUUAAAAUAAAUAAAUACAGCAACUGGACCAAA
This is a messenger RNA of Macrosteles quadrilineatus (aster leafhopper), 554 nucleotides long. Its product is annotated as transmembrane protein 230. The record is from RefSeq and is a predicted model, not a curated record. The transcript has 3 exons. Gene Ontology annotation, cellular component: endomembrane system. Lineage: Eukaryota; Metazoa; Arthropoda; Insecta; Hemiptera; Cicadellidae. The coding region runs from base 138 to 485 and encodes 115 amino acids.